Phytophthora nicotianae INRA-310 is the source of this 285-nucleotide messenger RNA. RefSeq lists its product as hypothetical. The transcript has a single exon. Bases 1 to 285 code for a protein of 94 amino acids. Lineage: Eukaryota; Oomycota; Peronosporomycetes; Peronosporales; Peronosporaceae. The record is from RefSeq and is a predicted model, not a curated record.
AUGCUUGCGCACCUUCGGUGCCUACACGGACGAGAGGACGAGACGUCGGGUAUCAAGCGUGGUUGCGACGACCGAGCGCAGAGACUGUGCGGGUGUGGGCUGGCCGGUGCGAGCGUAACGGUCGAGCGCGGAGAUCGUGCAUGUGUAGGUGGUUGGGUGCGAAGAGGGGGGGGGCACCAAGAAAGACUUGGAGUGGCGGGCUGUGAGCACUGGCCAGUGGCGGGGACUGGGCUUGCGAUCCACGUGGAUACGCCGGUCUGUCGUGCGCUGCUGAACGCACGCUAA